This is a messenger RNA of Oikopleura dioica, 1080 nucleotides long. NCBI's taxonomy places the organism in Eukaryota, Metazoa, Chordata, Appendicularia, Copelata, Oikopleuridae. The record is from the annotation of a GenBank genome assembly.
AUGAGGGAUGAUUGGAAUAAGGAAAUUCCUCAAUUUUGGAUCGACAAUGGACUCAAUGAAGAAACUCUUCCAAGAUACUACCUUUAUUUGAGCAUCGUUGUUUACAUCUUCCUGAUUCUGUCCACGGCAAACUACAUCUUCACCUGGUGGACUCGUAAGAAUCUAGCCCCUCUCAAGCGCCUCGGAGAAGAGCCCCUCACGAAAAUCGAGCAGUAUUCUCAAAACUGUCGCCUCGGACAAGAGCCUGCGAUGAAUUUUAUUUCCUCGGCGUUGAUUACGAAUGACAGAGCUUAUAUCGUCAUCCGAUGCAUUUUGGCUUUUUCUUCAUUGUUUUUGACAGUUUCGGCGAAUGAAGGAGUAAGAUCCAUUUUUCUUGGAGCAUAUUAUCCCUUAGCCCUUAUCAUGACAAUAUACGUCAACUUCAACCGCGAACUCAUCAUCGAAGGUUUCGGAAACAAAGCUCAAUUCCUGAACAAACUCCUUUCCUGGCUCCUCACCAUUCAAGUGCAGCUGCGUCUCUUCAUCUGCAUCAGUUGGUGGACUCAAUGGCUCGGAAUUUGUCGAUACCGAGACAUGGCUCGCGCCGCAGAGCUUUCUAGAGCGCUUUUAUUCACUAAGGAGUUCAGUCCGCCGCUCUUUCUGCUCGUUGAAAUUUUGUGGUUUGAUUCGAUGUUUAAAUUUGCUGGUGUUUGGCACAUCAUCUUCGCUGGCAAUUUGGUCGGAGCUGGAAUGCUUAACGAUGGAGUACCGGAACCUCCGCAAGCUAUGCUGUACAUGCCAGAACGACCGGCGCCUUCAGUAAUUCAAGCAACAAUUUUCGUCUUCGGGAUGAUUUUCAUACAGUUUUUCCUCUCCACCAUCUGUCUCCUGAAAAUCUGGAUAUUCAAAAAACUUCCCGUCAUUGGCGACAGAAUGAGAAAUCGACAGAACUGCAUUGCGAUUUUCACAAAACGACAAGCUCUGAACAAGUUUAUGGGAGCAGCAGCGAUGGAGAAACGAAAAACAACGACGAAUGGAGCUUAUAAGAAUUUUGGUAGAAGAUCGACUUUGAGAAGAUCUACUGUUGAACAAGCUCGUUAA